Paraglomus brasilianum is the source of this 987-nucleotide messenger RNA. NCBI's taxonomy places the organism in Eukaryota, Fungi, Glomeromycota, Glomeromycetes, Paraglomerales, Paraglomeraceae. The record is from the annotation of a GenBank genome assembly.
AUGUCCCGUCGCCAACAACUUUUAUCCAUCCUCUCGACUGAAUGCCACGUACAUGCAAGUUACAUAUACUUGCCCAGCUUACAUGACAGCGUAACUACCAAAAAGAUUCUUAUACCGUUUAUAUCGAGUGUGAUAAUUUUCAGUGCUGCCGAUUUUUUCACUGUUCAUCAGGAAAGCACUCAGUGCGUAAACCCGAUCCAACAAGCAACGAUUCAUAAUAACAACCUAUGCUUGACUCAAUCAUUAUUCGCUCUCGGCGGUGCAUAUGCUCUUGCUGGCUGGGCUUCUUUGUUACUCGUACACCUCCACCUCCUCUCUGUUUGGCGCAGCACCUUCAUAACAAAUCACAUAAUUGGCUUCCAUAUAAUUAUAUGGACUGUCUCUAUACUCGCAACGGUUAUUCCAAUAGCCACGGAUAGCGUAUCGAGCGGAAAUACGUGCUUUAUUGCAGCUAAAAAAGGAGCAUUUUACUAUAUUCCAAUGAGUUUUAUUUACAUUGCAUUUAUUUUACACGUUAUUACGUUUGGAUAUAUAACCAAUACCGUUCUAAAAGCCGGUGAGAGUGAUAAAAGGCGCAGUACGCUAAAGGCACGCGGAACGUUAUCUAGUGAGAACAUGAAAACCGGCAGUAAUCUUAGAAAGAUAUUUAGGCUCCAAUGGCGUGCUUUGGGAGGAGCACUCUUAAUGUUACUUAUAUACGUCACCGAUUGGGUUUUUUUCACCUUUAAAAACAAUGUACCAAAUUUUGGAGACCCAUGGUUUGAAGAAUGGCUUCAAUGCCUCACAACUGGCACUCAAACUUCAUGCUCUUCGAUCUCCGCCCCACAAUUUCCGCCGUUUUCCCUAAUAGUAUGGCUACUGCUCACCAACCGCUGUGUUGGAAUAUUCAUAUUUCUAUUACUUGCGGUUAAAAAAUCUAUAUUCUACGAGUGGACAGAAUUGUUGAGUAAUAAAAUUAGAGAGAGGAGAGAGACGACGCCAAUUUAA